Molecule: messenger RNA, 918 nt
Organism: Symbiodinium necroappetens
Lineage: Eukaryota; Dinophyceae; Suessiales; Symbiodiniaceae
Source: the annotation of a GenBank genome assembly
AUGACACAAGCUGACGGAACGACUUGUGGCCUACCGGAAGAUUGGCCCACUGGUGUCAAAGCUCGGCGAUUCGGCGGUUUGCCGAUGAAGACUUCUGCUUUAGCCACGAUCGCAGGGGAGAUGAAUGAUCGGAUUACAAUGAAGUACGUUUCCAUGGUGGCGUUGGAUAGCAAAACACAUCGGGGCCGAUGCAUCUUCGACCCAUCCGGAGUAGAACGACUUUCCUUCGACAUGCUGGCAAUGCUUUUCCUGCUUUAUGACUUGUGCUUCACACCGGUGACCAUUGCCUGGGAUUUCCCCAUGAGUGGGUGGUUGUUGUACUGCACCGCAGCCGUCGCUGUCUUCUGGACGCUAGAUAUGAUGAUGACGCUGCGGACAGCCUACUACCACGCAGGUAAGCUGGAGACAAGACCUGCCAUGAUCUUCCGCAGGUAUGCUAGGACCACGUUUCUCUUGGACUUGUUCAUCGUCUGCGUUGAUUGGUUGACAGUCUUCGCGAACACGAUCUUCCCGGAGGAGCAGGCCGGCGAGAACCCGGAAGUCAUCGGUGCAAAGCUGGUCCGCUUCUCCAAGGCGACACGUGUCGUGCGCAUCGUGAGUGUGACCCGGGUUGUUCGCAUUCAAGUUUACUUGGAGCACCUCGGAGAUCGGCUGCAUGGGGGAUCCUCUUCGAAGUAUGUGGGAGACAUGGCUCGUCUCAUCGUGAUCAUCGUGUGGAUCAACCACAUCAUGAGCUGCACUUGGUUCUACAUCGGCCGUGUGACGGUCGGCGACACGGGUACGAGCUGGCUCAACGACCCGAUCCGGGACGAGAACAGCCCGUUUUACUCGGACACCUUGCCGCUGUUUCAGUACACCACGGCCUUCCACUGGGCCAUCACACAGAUGACCCCCGGAUCCAUGCAGGCCUGCCCAUGA